AUGGAAGAACAUACUCGUGUCGACAUUCCAGCGGAUGCCAAUCGCCGAGUCAGACGACUGUUCGACCUCCGUGUUCUUCCCAUUGUCUGUUGUCUCUACGUCUUAUCCUACCUUGACCGAGGAAAUAUUGGAAAUGCGAAAACUGCAGGCGCCCAAGAUGCGCUUGGCCUUAGCUCUUCGCAGUGGGCUUGGGUAUUAAAUUCGUUUUAUAUCGCCUACAUUCUUUUCGAAUGGACUACUAUGUUCUGGAAGAUCUUCCCUGCGCAUAUCUAUGUUGCAGUCCUCUGUCUGGGCUGGGGAGCUGCUGCCAUGAGCUCUGGUGCAGCUCGAAAUAUGGCAGAAUUGGUUAUUACCCGCGUUUUUCUGGGCAUAUUUGAGGCAACCUUUGGUGCCGGCGCUCCUUAUUUCCUAUCCUGCAUAUAUAAACGAGAAGAGCUUGGACUCCGCAUGGCUAUUUUGCUGGGAAUGUCUCCCCUUGCUAAUACCUUUGCUUCGACUUUAGCAUAUGGUAUUACACACAUUCGCAAUUCUCUGGAACCGUGGAGGCUUUUGUUCAUCAUUGAGGGAGCGCCGACUAUCGCUUUUUCUGCCAUUGUUUACUUCUUCCUUAUCGAUUCUCCCGCGACCGCCAAAUUCCUCACCGAACAGGAGAAAACCUUCGCCGUCGAACGUCUACAAGUCCGCGAUAAUACAUCGAACCAGGCGGUUAGUUGGAAGCAGAUCAUUGCUGGAGUAUUUGACUACAAAAACUACAUGCAUGCUGCUAUACACUUCUGUUGCAAUUUCUCCUUUGCUGCCUUAUCCAACUUUUUGCCUACUAUUAUACAUAGUAUAGGUUAUGACUCGGUUACUGCACAAGGGCUGUCAGCACCUGUCUAUUUUGCUGCAUUUCUUCUUUGUCUUACGUCUGCCUUUUUCUCCGAUAAAUACGGUAACCGUGGAUUUAUUGUUGCUGGCUUUGGUGGACUGGGAGCUAUUGGCUAUGGUAUUCUGGCUGGUGUCCGGGAUUCGACAGGAGCCAGAUAUGCUGGAGUGUGGCUUGCAGCCUGCGGCAUCUUCCCAGCUCUGGCUAUGAACAUCACCUGGCUGCUCAAUAAUCAAGGAGGAGACUCCAAAAAGGGAGCAGGUCUAGCCAUCUCACUCAUCAUCGGACAAUGCUCAUCUCUUAUCAGCAGCACUGUGUUCCCCAAAUCAGCUGGGCCCUUCUAUGUAGUGGGAUGCGCUAUCGGUUGCGGUAUGAGUGGGCUCAUUGUUUUCCUUGCCUUGAUUAUGCAUUUCUUGUUGUCAAGGGAGAAUAGAAAAAGGGAUAAACUUUAUGGACCUGUCGAUAGUAAUCAGGCAGUAGAUGUCUCACAGCAGGGAGACUAUGCCAGAAACUUCAGAUACUUCACCUAG
Messenger RNA from Fusarium redolens, 1395 nucleotides. Its product is annotated as major facilitator superfamily domain-containing protein. The coding region runs from base 1 to 1395 and encodes 464 amino acids. Gene Ontology annotation, cellular component: membrane. The record is from RefSeq and is a predicted model, not a curated record. The transcript has 5 exons. Gene Ontology annotation, molecular function: transmembrane transporter activity. Gene Ontology annotation, biological process: transmembrane transport. NCBI's taxonomy places the organism in Eukaryota, Fungi, Ascomycota, Sordariomycetes, Hypocreales, Nectriaceae.